This is a messenger RNA of Zootoca vivipara (common lizard), 3835 nucleotides long. RefSeq names its product fibulin 7 (gene FBLN7). Lineage: Eukaryota; Metazoa; Chordata; Lepidosauria; Squamata; Lacertidae. The record is from RefSeq and is a predicted model, not a curated record. Gene Ontology annotation, molecular function: calcium ion binding.
CCUUUUUUAUUUUUUUUUACUCUUUGGAUCUUUGGAAAACCUGCUGUGUGAUGCUGCAGUCAUUUCUGAUCUGAGCACAGGAGUGCUCUCUAUCCCUCCUGAUUUGCAGUCAGGGCAACUUGGCUGUCGAGGAAAGUGCUUUGCCAGGUGUUCCUGUGCAAUCUGAGAAGAGUUUUUUCUUUCCUUUUCUAUCUACCUACCUAUCUUGGAAUAAUAGUGCCAUGCUUUCUGGAUUGCAAUACAGCCUCUUACUCUUCUUGUGCCUAACAUCAUGUCAAGAAUCUCGAGCAUCCCAGGACUGCAUGAACAAGCAGCAGCUUCUGACUGCCAUCCGCCAAAUGCAACAAUUUCUAAAGGGGCAGGAAACGAGAUUUGCCGAGGGGCUCCGUGUCAUGAAACACCGGCUGACGACUCUGCAAAACACAGUCAUGAAAACCACCCCUGAACCACCAACUGUGUUCUGCCCUGCCCUGGAUGCCCCACUGAAUGGCAAAAGAUUUGGCUCCAAGAAUAUGGUGGACCAUGAAGUUCAUUUCGCCUGCGAUCCUGGAUUCCGACUCAUCGGCUCCAGUUCUCGAGUGUGUCAGCCAAACGGCAGCUGGACAGGAGAUGUUCCUGAGUGCACAGAUAUUGGGGUAUGCACCAGUCACCUGUGUCAGAAUGGGGGAACAUGUGUUGACCGAGGUGAACAGUACAAAUGCUUUUGUCCCCAGGAGUGGACAGGCCCCAACUGCCAAUAUCAAACACAGACAGUACCACCCGAAUGGAGCGUAACAGAUGACCCGGCGUUCAGCCGUAAACCUCGCUGCGCCAAAUUUGACCGGAUGCAGCAGUGCAGCUGCGAAGCGGGCUUCCAUAUGAGCGGCACAGCAGAAAACAGCAUCUGCCAGGAUGUGAAUGAAUGUGAAGUUUACAAGCUGGAGGGAGCCCCUCGUCUCUGUAUGCACACCUGCAUCAACAUUCCUGGCUCGUACCGCUGUUCCUGCCCCAGAGGAUACCAGAUCUUCAGCGAUGCGAAAAGCUGUGAAGACAUCGAUGAGUGUGCUCUCUCAUUGCACAACUGUACCAGGGGGACAACGUGCAUUAAUACAGGAGGAAGCUUUCAGUGUGUUAAUCCAGAGUGCCCCAAGCCCAGUGGAAACAUCAGCUAUGUGAAAACAUCGCCAUUCCAAUGCGAACGGAACCCAUGCCCCAUGGACAGCAGAUCCUGCCACCACGCCCCAAAGACCAUCUCCUUCCAUUACCUCCCUCUGCCGUCCAACCUCGUCACUCCCACCGCCCUCUUCCGCAUGGCUACCGCGUCGGCUCCUGGGCGGCCUGGCCCCGACGGCCUGCGCUUUGGAAUCGCGGCAGGCAACGGCCGGGGCCAUUUCGUCAUGCAGCGCUCGGACAGGCAGACCGGUGAGCUCAUCCUCGUCCAGAGCCUGCAAGGCCCUCAGACCACAGAAGUGGAAGUCGACAUGACCGAGUACCUGGACCGCACCUUCCAAGCGAAGCACGUCUCGAAGAUUACCGUCUUCGUGUCGGCUUACGAGUUUUAACGGAAGCCGUUUGCACAGGGGAGGAAAAGAAGCAGCUCGCGGCCUGCUCUUAUUCACCCAGAACUUUUGGUUCUAACCACCAGCUGUACUACAAAAGCCUGAACAGACAUCAGGCAUUGCUGUCUGGGUACUUGCCUGUGUUAAUGCCAGCCUCAGAUAUAAUGGCUGUCACCUUUCUGCUUCUCCUCCAGGGGUAGCUGGCAAGGCUCUCUCCUGAUGCUGUUAGACUACAGCUUCCAUCAGUCUUGCAGGCUGCUGAUGGGAGUUCGAGUUCAGCAUCAUUUUGAGGGCGCCACAUUGGCUACCCCUGUUUGACUUUAAACACUAGAUGCCCUGACUGCCUUGGAGGGAUAAUAAUGAGAUUGACUGCCAACUAUGGUUGGUGUCCCACCUUGACCAACGUGACCCCCCCCCCUUGUUAGCCAAUCCACCAUGCCACAUAAACAGACAAGCUGUCCUUAAUGUGGCGUGGUUAUCUCUCUUUUUCUCCCUGUCCCUCUCUCUGAUGCUGCAUGAGAGCAAAAACAUCAUAUCUCUGCUGCAAGGGAUCUGAUUCAGAAGGUCUGUGGUUCGAAUCCCCACAAUGGGGUGAGCUCCCGAUGCUUGGUCCCAGCUCCCGCCAACCUAGCAGUUCGAAAGCACAUCAAAGUGCAAGUAGAUAAAUACCAACGCGGCAUGGCUGAGGGCAGCGAGCUAUUGCCGGGAGGCGCCGCGUCCAUGUCUUAUUUUCAGGGUAUAGCUUAUAUUAUGGAAAUGCGUAGAAAUCCUGCUAUGGCUUAUUUUAUGGGUAUGUCUUAUUUGGGGGGAAACAUGGUAGGUACCGCUCCAGCGGGAAGGUAAACGGCGCUUCCGUUUGCUGCUCUGGUUCGCCAGAAGCAGCUUAGUCAUGCUGGCCACAUGACCCGGAAGCUGUCUGCAGACAAACGCCGGCUCCCUUGGCCAGUAAAGCGAGAUGAGUGCUGCAACCCCAGAGUCAUCCGCGGCUGGACUUAACGGUCAGGGGUCCCUUUACCUGAUGUCGCAAACCAUGAGCAUGAUUCAGCAACCAUGGAAACACUUUUUAAUUCCUGUUUAUUUCAAUGGGAAGGACAAGUAAUGGUGUGCUUAACAGUGCAAACCUACCGUAUGCCUGUUUCCCUGGUAGUGAGCACCACUGAUUUCGUACAUACAGCCCUAACCAUGUCUGCUCAGAAGCCAGUCCUACUGAAUUCUGGUGGAAUAUCUGAGAGUGGGGUUCGGUCUGCAGCCUAACUCUCUAGUCAAUGUACACAGAGUUACACUGCACAUACCUCCUUCUGAUACCAGUGGGACCAUAACAGGACAAUCUUAUGCACAUCUACUCUCAGACCAAGUAAGUCUCGCUGAGUUCAAUGGGGUUUACUCCAAGGUAAGUGGGUCUUCUAGGAUUGCUCCCUAAAGUACUGAGCUGGAACAGUUCCAAAUUACAUUGCAGCAAACUCACAAUUCCGGCCAUACUUCAGAACUAAAUUCUGAAUAUAUAUUUUUUUUCAUAGUUUGCCUGUGAAAUAAUAGCUUUGAGGGGCAGUUUGAGGAAACUGAAUCUUAAGCCUUGAUGAUGAAUUGCAGAAACCAUUAUUAUGAGUUUGGAUGGUGCCCUGAGUCCCUUCCAAUUACAGUGGUGCCUCGCUAGACGAAUUUAAUUCGUUCCACGGGUCUUUUUCUUAUAACGAAAAAUUCGUCUAGCGAAUCCCAUAGGAAUGCAUUGAAUUUUUUUUUUUGCCCAUAGGAACGCAUUAAUUGAAUUUCAAUGCAUUCCUAUGGGAAACCGCGAUUCGCUAGACGAAUUUUUCGUAAAACGCAUUCGUCUAGCGAGGCAACCUCCGCUCGAAAAAUCCUUUUGUUAAACGGAAAUUUUGUUAAGCAGGGCAUUCGUUAAGCGAGGCACCACUGUAUCGGGAUCCUGUAUCUGUGGGGGUAAACCACAGGAGAGCAAACUUACCAAACCAGUCCUUUUGUCUAGGAAAAGCACCACGAUUGUUGACUAGUUAAGCACCACAAUUAGCAUAACCAAAGAAGUUGCUCUGUGCCAUAGGACAGGUGGGUGGUCCUCCCUGGCCCCAGCUGCUAGGAAGGAGAAUAAUAGCCGGUGUAGCAUGUCUGAAAGAGGGAGAAGCAGGCUGGAAGCUGUAGGCGCAUAGACAUGUUUGCUCUAUGCUGGAUCCAAAGCUGUAACUAACAGAGAAGCAAGAUCGUUCGGGGUGUUAAUGCUGCGAGCCCCUCCAUCUUAUGCUCAGGUUGUAUAUAUGUGUAAAUAAAACGAUUUAUCCAAGAGG